AUGAACUUGUCUCAUGUCACCAUUCUCUUUCUCGCUAUUCUUUUUCAAGAAACCCUAUUUUUAGCCAUGGGAGACAGACAAUUCAUAGAGAACACAUGCAAGAGCACACCUUCAUACAACUUAUGCCUUUCUAUUUUAUUGGCAAACCCCAAGAGCCAAAAUGCAAAUUUAACAGGCUUAGCACUCAUCGUAGUUGAUGCAGUAAAAAACGAAGGUGUGAAAACCCUACAACAAAUCGAUGCUCUCAAAAAGUCUCUGCCCGAGUUGACAGCGGCACUGACGCAGUGUGGAGAUGUGUAUAACACUAUAAUGCAUGUGGAUGUUCCUUUAACCAUUAAUGCAUUGAAUCUUGGUAACCCUAAAUUCGGUGAAGAUGGAAUGGCUGAUACAAUUAUCGAGUCGCAGACAUGUGAGAGGAGUUUUAAGGAGCAUGGUCAAACAUCACCGUUGACGAAUAUGAAUAAAGAUAUGGAAGAUGUGGCUAAUGUAGCUAGGGCCAUUAUUAGAAUACUUUUAUAA
Lactuca virosa is the source of this 519-nucleotide messenger RNA. The record is from the annotation of a GenBank genome assembly. NCBI's taxonomy places the organism in Eukaryota, Viridiplantae, Streptophyta, Magnoliopsida, Asterales, Asteraceae.